Messenger RNA from Saccharomycopsis crataegensis, 1284 nucleotides. RefSeq names its product Mss51p (gene MSS51). NCBI's taxonomy places the organism in Eukaryota, Fungi, Ascomycota, Saccharomycetes, Ascoideales, Saccharomycopsidaceae. The transcript has a single exon. Gene Ontology annotation, biological process: mitochondrial respiratory chain complex IV assembly. The coding region runs from base 1 to 1284 and encodes 427 amino acids. The record is from RefSeq and is a predicted model, not a curated record.
AUGUCGCUGUUAUUAUUGAAACACCAAUUAAUACCCCAGGCUUACUGUAGGCAAUUUGUCAGCGCCAAUGGUUCCAAGAGACACAUAACAAACUUUGUGAGGAACGUGUUUGGGUUGGACCCACCACCAUCUCCUGAUGACCCUACUCCAGAAAACAGAUUCCACCCUUGGGACUCGUCACCUUCACCAGAUUUGCGCACCAGAGCCGCCCUCAUCAAGGCGAAUGCUCGAUGCCCGGUAACCAAGAAAGAGGUCAACUUCACCUGUCCUUUAUCCGGUAUUCCAACCCACCAUUCCAAAGAGGCUUGGGAAUCCGACACUCAAUACCAUGAGUCCAAGAAGUAUGAAACCUUGAAGAAAGUUAACAUUUACGAACACGAUUUAAGAUCUGGAAGACCAUUCCCAGAGUUCAACUUCCCUGCAGACCAAGAAUUCGAUAGAGCUAUAAAUUUUGGUAAUUGGGACGCUUUCUCGUACACCAGAUCUUUCUAUUCCAUGGAUACCGAGUUCCAAAUGGCUGCGGUCACCAAGAUGUUAUCGUACCCUAUAACCAUCGGAUCGGUGUUGCACCAGUACUCUCCAUACUCGUUCAAGCCAAAGGGUCCAAUCACCCUCGAAGGUCUCAAAUCUUUGGCCGCUCUACGUUACUCUUUAUAUCCACCAGACUCCCUUACUUCUUCGUUGAAGGAUAGACCAAUGAGAAUCUUUAUCAUUGGUGCCAGAGCUGAAUCACAAUUGCCACCACAUAUUUGGAAACAACUUUGCUACCUUUUCCCAGAAACUGCCAUUGAAAUACACUUCAUCGGGCCAGAAUGUUAUUUCAACCCAGAAAAACGUACUGUGGAAAUAAGCCAGACUCCAAUCGUCCAACGUAUUGAUGCCGAAUUGGAGUUGAUAUAUCACACUGAUUAUUUCCAUGUUUUCCAUAAUUACCAAGAUUUCUUCCCAUAUGAUCCAUACUUGGAUGCGUUCUUUGUGUUCCACCCAGGGUUCGGUGCCACCGACUCGAAUAAUAUGACUUGGAAAGAAUCGGUCGAAGGAUUGCUUGAAACUAAGUGUCCAAUCUUUAUCACGGGUUACCAUGAGAAUGAUUCCAUGGCCGAUUAUGCGUGGUUAGAAGAGAACUUCAAGGACAAGAUGGACGUAAUUUUUGAAAGAUCUGAAAACGUGUUUGGCUCUACCAAGUGGGAGUUGAAUGAUAUGGAUCCUCAAGAAGUUUAUCAAUUCAACCAGAAAAUCUUUGGGGUUAGAGGUAAACGUUACCAUAUCAGAAACAGUAAUUGA